Coturnix japonica (Japanese quail) is the source of this 7323-nucleotide messenger RNA. It is a transcript of the gene ADPRHL1, whose product is annotated as ADP-ribosylhydrolase like 1. The record is from RefSeq and is a predicted model, not a curated record. NCBI's taxonomy places the organism in Eukaryota, Metazoa, Chordata, Aves, Galliformes, Phasianidae.
UUGUGCAGUGUGGCAGAAACGAUGUUUUUGCACUUGGCUUUGUGGGCGCUCUCCUGCAGUUCCAUUGAACAAAGCCUCUGCAAAGUCCUCAGCUUAUGAAAUAUUUCCUCUCCAUUGGGUCCCGGACAGGAGAUGGCAUCUGCAGAGCCAGAAAAGGAAGCUCUUGCCUUAUAAAGAGCACUCGUGGGGUGACACAAUGGCUGAUAUAAAGUGUCAGAGGAGCUGAGCCGGAGGCAAAGGAACAAAGGGAGAUCCAGAUCCGGUGGCUGUGGAAAGCGAGAAGUGUCUCGGGGAUGGAUAAAUUUAAGGCUGCGCUUGUACUGGCUGGGGUAGGGGAUGCUCUUGGUUACAGAAAUUUCUCCCGACAGGACAAUGCUUUAGGUGCAAAAAUCCAGCAGGAGCUGAAGGAAAUCGGAGGGCUGGAGAACCUGGUGCUCUCCCCAGACAAAUGGCCAGUAAGUGACAACACGCUCAUGCACAUGGCUACAGCAGAGGCUGUCAUCACAGAUUACUGGUGUUUGGAGGACCUGUACCGCGAACUGGUGAAGCGCUACGUAGAUGCUGUGGAAAAGCUCUCAGGGAGGCGGCCAGACCCUGCAACCAUCGAGGGCUGCCGGGAGCUGAAGCCGGAUAACUACCUUCUGGCAUGGCACACUCCAUUCAAUGAAAAGGGUUCUGGUUUUGGAGCAUCUACCAAAGCGAUGUGCUUAGGGAUGCGUUACUGGAAGCCAGAGAGGCUGGAGUCACUUAUUGAAGUGAGCAUUGAGUGUGGACGAAUGACUCACAACCACCCUACAGGCUUUCUAGGCUCUCUAUGCACAGCUCUCUUUGUGGCAUAUGCAAUACAAGGGAAGCCCCUGGUGCAGUGGGGAAGAGAAAUGAUGAAGGUUGUGCCAAUGGCGGAGGAAUACUGCAAGAAGACCAUUCGUCACAUGGCAGAAUAUCAGGAGCACUGGUUUUACUUCGAGGCCAAGUGGCAGUUUUACUUGGAGGAGAGAGAAAUCAAUGAGGAGAACCAGAACAAAGCCGUCUUUCCAGACAACUACGAUGCGGAAGAGAGAGAAAAGACAUACCGCAGAUGGAGUUCUGAAGGUCGGGGCGGGAGAAGGGGCCAUGAUGCCCCAAUGAUUGCCUACGAUGCCCUGCUGGGGUGCGGCGGGGACUGGACAGAGCUCUGCAACCGCUCCAUGUUCCACGGAGGAGAAAGUGCAGCGACGGGAUCUAUCGCUGGCUGCCUCUAUGGGCUGGUGUACGGCCUGAGCAAGGUUCCUAAGGGCAUGUACCAGGAUCUUGAGCAAAGAGAGAGGCUAGAGUACUUGGGCGAGAACCUUUACCGACUGUCCAUGGAGGAAAACACCAAAAGCACUAACUCUUGUGGAGAUAAGAUGCUGAUAGACCCUUUGGUGCUGAAGAAGAAGCUCAAUAGGAUGGCAACAGAGCAAGGGGCCUUUGCUGUCCUCAGCAGCCUGCUGCUGUACGUCACUGAGCUUGCCGCCUGCGACCCGCAGCUCAGAAGCAAGAGGACAAAAUGGGAGGAAGGUAAAGAAAACCAGGUGAGUUGCAAACAGUGGUCUCCAGACUCAAACAGGGGCCGUUUCCCUACCCGAUUCCAGCUCCUGCGGUCCAGAUUUCUGAACAACAAUCGCGAGCCUUAUGUCAAAAAAAGAAGAGAAGUUGGUAAAUUGGUCAUUAAAGAGAGGCUAUGGGUGAACAGGGCUGGCAACAAGUCAGAGAGAAGAGGAGAUGGAAAGGCAGCAGAAGAGGGUGAAGACACGGUGCCCAGUGAGAGGGUCAGGUGGGGCGGCUUGAAUGGGAAAAACACAGUGAAGGACAUUUUGAAGAAAUUUUUGGCUGCUGAAGAAAAAGAAGACAAGGAAAAGAUUCCCAUCUGGAAAAAGAAAGAGCCAAACAACAGCUUGCCAAAAAUAGUAAACAGGAGCUCGGUCCUGUCCAAGCUAAAGGAGAAGUUUGAGCAAAGCUCCCUCUGUUCAGCCACAGAGGUGAAAGCAUCGCUCUUGCGCAAAGGUGGGAAAAAGAUGAAAAGCACCCCAAGCAGAAAAGCCAUCCGUAAGCCAGAGGUCAGAGUACUGCGCAUGGCAGCACUGGCAGCCACAGACAUAAACAGUCCACAGUCCCAGUACUUAGUGUGCUCCAUGGUGCCAGUGCCCAGACUCAGCAUGGCUACAGAAAUUAACCAUCCAUGGAGUUGGUCAAAAAAUAAUGCCACGAUGCAGCCUUGCGAUCACAACACAGGGCUGAAGGAAAAGGGGAAUUCUGAGAGAAAGCCCGGUGAGAACAAAGCACCAGUACAUGCAGCACAGGACAUGGAGGACAAAGAAGAACCAGUGGCACCCAAAGAGAUCCCUGAUGCAAAGGAGAGUGCUGAGACCAAUACAGAUUCCUCGAAGCAAAGACCUCACUUCAAUCCUAGUCUAGAUAGAUCUUUUUCAAUCUGUAAAAGUAAAGCUCUUGCAGACUGUGAUGUUCUCUCAUCUGAACAUAAUCUAGACUGCGAUAGCAAUAAAUUGUCAGCUGGGCCUGAUACACCUUCACUAGUGAGGACUACCAAGGCUGUGCAACAUGCCCAGGAUGACAGCCCACCUUCUAACGUACCUCACUCUAGCACAGUGGAAGGAUCCAGUGAACCAAGUCCUCCGGAUACUAAAACAAGUGAGAUUCCCAAAAUAAUUAUGCAUGUAUACAGUUUGGAGGAAGAUGACCAAGAUUUCACAGAGCCAGAAAAAGGUCCUUUCUUUGCAGGCAAAAAAUGUUUCCCAGAGCAGAAAAAGCUGGAAAACACCCUGCCAUUUUACUCUCUAAGAGAUCAAGCACUUUGUGAAGUUGAGCCUCCAAUGCAGGAUCGACACCCAAGUUACAUAACACAAGCUGCCAACAAAAGGCCACCAGCCAUCCAAAAAGAGGUACCAGGUUUAGGAGGCAGGGAUUCCAAGGAAGACAAAGAAGAAGAGAAAUAUAAUGAAAACAAAAUGUACUCUACUUCUAGCAGAAGUUAUAGUGAUAUCUCAGCUAUGGAGGAACAGGAGAAUAAAACACCCAACUACCAAAUGCAAAAUGAACCCCAAACCAAGCAGCCACAGCCACCUCAAAUGCCCAACCCACAAAAUCAAUUCAGUAAUUACAAUGUUGAGAUAUCAAAUUCAGAUGCAAAUCAGACCAAACCCACACUCUCCUCAAGUGAUCUCCAGGAGCAGAAACCUGGUGCUGCAGAACAGCACGUUCCUUCUGACUGGGAUAAGAAAGAAGGCCCUUUGUCAGAUGAGUUUGUGAGGCACAAAUUGUACUUUGUAGAUGAGGACCUUGGGAAGGAUCAGUUACCUUCUUCAAAUGAGAUGAUGAGUCCUUCAAACAAUGGAGCCCUGGACAGGAGUACCUUCACUGACCUGGAGACAUGUUACAAACCAUCUAACAAUUUCAUUGAAUGUGAAGAGACCGCUGCAGAUGAGGUGCCAUGGCCUGACUCUGAAGUAUGGCUGUCACCUUCAUCAAAUCCUGUAACAACACUAAUGAGUGGGAUUGCAGGACAAAGAAUCCACUACACUCUUGGAAAUCCCCCGGCCCUUCCACCUACAGGUCCGGUAACACCGGGAGCUGGUGGUGUGGAUGAUGAGUAUGCCAGUCAUGGCUCUGAGAAGCAUCCACCACCCUUUUCAGAUGAGUCCACAAUUUGUGAAAACAAUGCUGCAGUGGAGAAGAAAACUGCCUGUGAUUUUAAUAACCAGCCAUUGUCCCCAAAUCACUCAACAGAAAAUGAGUAUGCUGCAGCUGAAGAGACAAUUGCUUGUCAGAGCCUUGAGAACUGUAUUUCAUUUUCAACUAAGAAGACAGGAAAACAUGCAAAUAAAACUGUAGUAGCAAGAAAUCCCCUGUUUCUCUUGGAGAAGAAUCAAACACAGAUUUCAGAUGAUACCCCAAAGCAAGGAAGUGAUAUGCUGGAAGAGAACCUGUUUCCUUCAUCUGAAUUGGUGUCAGGCCAAAAGAAGUGUGCAAAAGGUACUGAUAAUGUCUCCAAAUGUGAAAAGCAUAAGCCCUUGCCCUCAGACAAUGACACAAAGUGUGGCAAUGAUAGGAUGGAGACAGAGGAGAUAGAAGAGCUAGAUGUCUUGCAUAAAUUUGAGCAGGAACAAGUAUCAUCAACACCAAGUGAUUUGAUGGAUCACAAUAAUAACUCUUCAAGUGAGAAGAAUACUCAUAGUCCUCAAACAUCGCAGUUACCUCCCUCAGAGCGUGACACCAACAUUCAAGGAGUGAAAAGUUCUGGGCAGGGUUUGAAGUGCCUAAAACCUACAAGAGGUUUCAUUAAACGUGAACAUGAUAUGACAGUAGAUGGAAACAUCUGCUGCAAUAACGAGGAGCACCAGCUGUCCUUGUCAAGUGAACCAACGAGACACACAAAUGACACUGCAGGGAAAAGAAACAUAAAGUUGAACUUCAAAGAUUAUUCAGUGCUGCCAAGAAAUACAUCAAGGCAUGAUGAUAAGACCGGUGAUGGGGAGAACACCUUUCAAGAUAUGAAAGAUAAUAUAGUGCAGCACGAAAAGAGUUUUGAAGGAGAGAGAAAUACUUCAUACGAUCCCACAGAUCAAAUGCCAUCAUCGAGUCCUCUGGUGAAGCGAGACAAGAAAUUGUCCCCUCUAGACACACAGCAACAAACAGCAUCAGGUGACUCUGUAAAGCCUGAAACUAAGUUGGCUGAAAAAAAGACUAAACACAUCUCUGAGAAACCCCAGUCACCUCCUUCAAACACAGUGGAGAGACCACAGGAAAGAAGUUCUUCAGCAGAGAAGAAGCAAAAGGCACUGGAAACAGAGGAUGUCCAGUUACCUGAAACAAAGACUGUAACAGGGGAUGAUGAACACCGGAACCGGGGGCAACACCAGUUACCUCUUCCAAGUAAAUCAUCAAAGCCUGGGAAAAACAUUCCAGGAGAAGAAAAACAACAAACAAGUUCUGAGGAUUUCACAAUGCCUGAUAGCAAUGCAAAAGAGAAGAAGAAAUUUCUUCGUCCCAGGAAGUACCGAUCCGUAUCAUCAGAGACAGCGGUUUUGCCCCAGGAAAAGCUUUCUCCAGAUCAAAAGCAACAAACAUCAGCCACUGCGGGCUUUAAGAAGCCUGAAACUAACGUUGCCAAAGAAAAAGAUGAACAGCAAAAUUCUGAGAAGCUCCUGACGCCUCCUUCAAACAAAGGAUUGAAUUUCAAAGAAAAAAACACUUCAGGAGAGAAGAAGCAGAAGACCUCAAUGGCAGGGGAUGUCAUGACACCCAAAACAAGGGCUGUAAAAGAGGACGAUGAACAUCAGCAUCAUGAACAACAGCGGUUACCUCCCUUGAGUAAACCAACAAAGCCUGGGAAAAAGACACCAGGGCAACAGAAACAAGAAACUGGAACUGAAGGUUUUAGAAAGCCUGACACAAGUUCUGUAAAAGAUAGAAGCAAAGAUCCGGGUUCUGGGAUGUGUCAGUCCUCAUCCCCAGAGCUGUUGUCGAAGCUCCAAGAGAAGAAUAUCACAGCCAAAAAGAAACCAUCAGCACCACCAUCUGAUGAAAAAGUUAUGGAUAGAACUGGUAGUACAGAGAAGAGGAGCGGGCCCCGGGGAGCAGAGGAAUACCAGAGACAGCCUUCGGAUAAGAUAGGGAAGCACAGCAUUGAUAGCUCAGGAAAAGAAGGAUCUGAGAGCUAUCAGACUGCAUUGCCAAGUGGUGGUGUAGAAUCUAAAAGCAACUCUAUCCCCAAGGAGACCAGUUUGUUUAAAACAGAGAAGUCCUCCAAAUCAUCCCUAUCACGUGAUGCAUCAAAAUAUGGUGACAGUCCCACUGAAAACAGAAAAAAGCAGCCUGGAUUCAAGAAGUACAGAGCUCUGUCAUCAAAGGGUUUGGGGAAGGAUGAGAGAGGCGCUGCUGGAAGGGAGGCUGGCUGGCAGGCAGCUGGCACAGCAAGUGGCAGAAAAGAGGAGCUGGGGGACUGCUCCAAAACAGCACCAUUCUCCAAAUACACGGUGGAGAGCUACAGUGAAGGACCCUUAGAUUCGUCCUUUAAGCCACUGAUCAUUAGAGUAACUGACACGUUUAAACAUCACAGCUAAAACAUACCACUGCAGCUUAAGUGAGACCUUACAACUAAUUGUGCCACUGAUUCGCUCAGUCUUUCUUUUCUCCUUUACUCUCCGGGGCAUUACGUUAUCAUUUUUUAAUCACAAGGACAUUGAUGUGCAUCUGUCUGAGCUGGGCUUUUUUCUUUCCUAACAUUAGCCUGAAGACAUGAAUUAAAUUAAUCACUGCAAACGAAUUAGCUAAUCACUGAAUUAAUCAACAGUUUAUAAAUUAAAUAUGAGGAGUGCUUUGAGAUCGCUGUGAAUUCAGUCCUGCUCCAGACUCCUUGUACUAACUAGUGGGUUUUGUUUGUAACAAAGGCAACUCUUCAGGGUGAGCUCUGUCUGUAUUUACUUAUUCUAAUGAAACCCCGCUCAUACUUUUUCCAGGAAUGGUGGUAGGCAGUGUCAGCUUUAAUUAAGUCAAAAAGCACUUGUUCCUGGCUCUGCCUUUGUACGGAUUAAUGGGGACUGUUGGUUUAUGGCUGCAUUGAGUGGCAAUGCUAGCCACUCAGUGCCUAGCAGGCAGGGAAGGAAGGGAAAAAUGUCUGUGAAAGAUCCUCAAAGGACGUUGAUGUUACAACGGGAUUUACUGUGAAUGCAAAUGUUCAACCUCACAAACAUUGGGAAAAUAACGAUUUAGCCUUUUCUGAAGUUAUUUAUACUUUGGCCUUGUACUGCAUGCAUUGUUGUUGGUAGGGAUAAACCAUUUUGAGAUAUUCUUAAUAACUGCAGACAAACGUGCAACUAGUGUAAGUGAGUGGAAAGCUCAAUGCUUAAAGGUUCUGAGGGCUCCUCUAGACAGGCAUGUCAGCAGAAGGGGCUGAAGAAGAAGCUCCCCAAUAGGGGAGCUCAGCUUCAGCUGGGGUUGUGUCCCAACCCAGGUCCUCGGGUGUGUGGGCACUGCCAGCAUUACAGCAGGCACCAAAAGUCUUAGCAAGUGCUGAUUUUACAGGUUGAUGUGACACGGAGCAACAGGAAGCAGCCAGUAUCACUGAACAUUGCUGAUGGGCUGUGGCUUUCUGUAUUUAAUGUAUAUCAGUGGAUCCUGUAAAGCAUAUGUGGGACAGACUGUAUUAUGGAGUAAUGGGGAUGGAAUAGUUCACCCGCCCCUCUGCAUCUGGUGAACAGUAUUAUAGCAAAGCAGUGGCACAGGCUGCCCAUGGAGCAGGUGGAGUAACCAUCCCUGGAGCUGGUCAAGAACCAUGUGGAUGUG